Molecule: messenger RNA, 1203 nt
Organism: Sabethes cyaneus
Lineage: Eukaryota; Metazoa; Arthropoda; Insecta; Diptera; Culicidae
Product: ubiquitin-like modifier-activating enzyme ATG7
Biological process (GO): C-terminal protein lipidation; cellular response to nitrogen starvation; autophagy of mitochondrion
Cellular component (GO): cytoplasm; phagophore assembly site
Molecular function (GO): Atg8 activating enzyme activity; Atg12 activating enzyme activity
Source: RefSeq, a predicted model, not a curated record
AUGCCAUGUAUCGAUUUAGAUUUGAAUGAAGCAUCCUGGAUUGGUUGGGAAGCAGAUGACAACGGGAAACUAUUGCCAAGAAUGGCAGACAUGGCAAAAACAAUGGAUCCGUUAGUUCUCGCCAACCAAUCGAUAAAUUUGAAUUUAACACUGAUGAAAUGGAGAUUGCUGCCGGAGCUGAACCUGGAAAGUAUACGCGAAACGAAAUAUUUGCUACUCGGUGCUGGUACGCUCGGCUGUGGUGUCGCCCGUUCCCUGUUGGCCUGGGGAGCACAACACAUCACAUUUGUGGACCAUGGACGUGUCUCUCUGUCCAAUCCUGUUCGGCAGAGUUUGUUCUUUUACGAAGAUGCGUUACGAGGAGGAAAACCUAAGGCAUCCACCGCUGCGGAAAGAAUCAAGCAGAUUCACCCGUCUAUUAAUUCUACAGGUUAUUGUCUGAAAAUCCCUAUGCCAGGACAUCCGGUUGGAGAAUCUCAGGCCGACGAAACUAAUGCUACGCUGAAUGUUUUGGCGGAUUUGAUAAAAACACAUGACGUGCUAUUUUUGCUCACUGACUCUAGGGAAAGUCGUUGGCUUCCUACAAUGCUAGCAGCAUUUUAUGGCAAGAUGGUGAUUACGGCAGCACUUGGAUUUGACUCAUAUUUAGUUAUGCGGCAUGGUCUAAAAAAAACUGUUUCAGCCCCACCGAAUGAUAUAAAAGGAUUUAUAGAGAUACCCGGAUAUAAAUUGGGUUGUUACUUUUGCAAUGAUAUUGUUGCACCAGGAAAUUCUGUGAAAGAUCGUACUUUGGAUCAACAGUGUACUGUUACGAGACCUGCUGUAUCAAACAUCGCUUCAAGUUUAGCUGUAGAACUAGCUGUAGCACUGCUUCAACACAGUUGCCGGGAUGCUGCACCAGCAUAUUAUCGAUUACAGCAUUUCGAUGGUCCAGCUGAAGACGUUCCGGAAGGAUUAUUGGGAGUUUUGCCUCAUUCAAUUCGAGGCAACAUUAGCGACUUCAACCAUCUCAUCACUGUCACGGAACAAUUCUCCGAAUGCAUCGCCUGUUCGAAGCAGUUAAUGACAAAAUAUGAGCAGGACGGCAAUGCUUUUAUAAUUAAUGUGCUUAACUCUUGCAAAAUUCUAGAAGAUAUAUCAGGAGUUUCAAAAUUGACCGAUAAUGCGGCAGAAGAUAUUGAUUUUCAAAGCGAUGAUGAAUAA